Molecule: messenger RNA, 1302 nt
Organism: Penicillium chermesinum
Lineage: Eukaryota; Fungi; Ascomycota; Eurotiomycetes; Eurotiales; Aspergillaceae
Product: putative Rad51 family DNA repair protein
Exons: 1
Coding region: 1-1302 (433 amino acids)
Biological process (GO): DNA strand invasion; double-strand break repair via homologous recombination
Cellular component (GO): replication fork; centrosome; Rad51B-Rad51C-Rad51D-XRCC2 complex
Molecular function (GO): four-way junction DNA binding
Source: RefSeq, a predicted model, not a curated record
AUGCGAGAACAGAUCCUCCACGACCUGGCAAAUGUAUACCCAGUCAGUCCGGAGCAGGAGGCCAGGUCGCUCAAUGUUCCGGCUAUCGAUGUGUUGUUAGAAGUAUUUAUGCUCAAGGCGAUGGGCCCUGGAGCAGAACACAGACAGCCACAUCCGCCCAGUCCAGAGCAGAGGGCGGCGCAAGAGCAAAACCGACUUGCUGAAGAGAUGCUGUUUCGUGGUGAAGAAGAAACUGCGCCAGCUACGGAACCAAUCAGUCCCUCCAACGUCUUCUUCUCGGACUCUGCCUAUCGAUCCAAACGACCCUGCCCAGUAGUUGAGAUCUCAAGCAACCUCUCUGGCGCCGGAAAGACGGAACUAUUGUACUACCUGGUAGCCCUUUCAAUUCUCCCCAGAGCGAUCGGGGAAAUUCCCGUCGAUGGCCAAAACGCUGCAGUUGUCUUCAUUGAUGCUGAUGAUAGAUUCGAUGCCGAGCGUUUACGAACCAUAGCCCGGGCGAUCGUACGCAAGUCUUACGGGUCAAUGGACCGCGAAGGAUCUGGAGAAGAGUCGGACGUAUCAGCAGACGACAUUGAGGCAAUCCUCCUGUCUGCUCUUAAGCAUGUUCAUGUCUUUCGACCUGAGUCGUCUUCUGCUCUCUUAGCUACUCUUGAAUCUCUGGAUGAGUACCUAUAUGACAUUUCUCGCCACUAUUCCGCAUCGCGUCCGUUGCAGAUGAUCGCAAUUGACAGUGCCACUGCUUUCAUUUGGCUGGAUCGUUUGCGGGACGAGAUUGCUCGCACUGAAGAUAUAGGACGCCCACAAGCGGAGAUCGAGCGAGAGCGGGAAUUGAAACUCAGCUUUUUUGUCUCCGACCUCUACGCUGAGCUUGUCAAGCAGCUGAAGCGGCUGCAAAGCCGUUUUGGCUCUGCAGUGGUAUUCACAUCCACCGUCCCUGAGGCACGACCCGCGAAAAAUAGCACUGAAUACACCGGGCCUCCUGGCCCCUUCGACCAACCGUCAUCUCGGACACCGGCGCUUCGACCAGCCCUGCCGGCACCAUGGGGCACCUUCCCCAUUCUUCGCCUAGUUGUUCAGCGUGAUACGGUUUGGCCGUUUCCUCCAACCAUGAGUGCGCAUGAUGCUAGAAGUGAAGCUUCAAUGCGGCAAAGUGUGGUCCUGCAGGGCAAGUUCUCAGCUUGGGUCAAUGCCUGGGGACGCGAAGAGUGGCCUCGACGUGUAGUGGACGGAAUCUCUUACACAGGAGGCAGCUUUCCCUUCUAUGUUAAGGCAUCAGGAGUCGAGAUACCCUUGCCUGAAUGA